This is a messenger RNA of Ostertagia ostertagi, 546 nucleotides long. The record is from the annotation of a GenBank genome assembly. Lineage: Eukaryota; Metazoa; Nematoda; Chromadorea; Rhabditida; Trichostrongylidae.
AUGAAGGAGUGCAUAUCUGAGCAGGAUCACUACCAACUUUUCCCUAACAAGGGAUACGCCAUGGAUGAGGAAUGCGACCUUGUCGAAGUACACGGACAAGAGGUCGCUUAUUGCCUUUGCCGUAAUCAGAACUUUUGCAACAGGGCGCCAAUCGCAGAUCAAUUUAUCGCCUUCGAAGAGAAGAAUCCGGAGCUGUUUGCUGACCCUGAGCCACCUACGCCAACAGUUCCGAAAGGGCCUGCACCACUUGCACCGCCAGUAGCGAUGCAAGCCUCGAACGGAUUUGGUGCUCCACCAAUACCACCUCCUCCAAUUAUCCCUAUAAAUGAUCCAAGGAAUAGGGUGCCAGGAAUCGAGUCAGAAAUCAGACGAGCACAACUUCCCACCAGAGAACGUUCUGAUGAGGGUGCUGUACCGUUUUCCGUCGGUCAGGGAAAGUUCAUCGGCAGUAUGGGAAUAAAGCAUCAUGCAGUGGCCAUAGCAGCUCCACCAUCGGCACCACCACGAGCGCCAUCACAGCCUCCCAGAAUGGAACAGUCACCGUCA